AGGGAAUAAUUCGACUUUAAAAAUCCGUUGGACAAAGUUUCAAUGAAAUAAAAUAAAGCAAUUACAAAUCGGUUUGCGUAAUCGUAGAGAACUGCUCGUGUUUUUUCUUCUAAAAAGUGUUUCUUUUUUUUAUUCCAGACAUUGAACACUGCAUAUUCUCUGUUCUGUGUUUUACAGAGAAGAGCAAGUUCUACACGUGGCGAAAUGUAAUGAAAAUUUGCAAUUCGAAAACUGUAACAAAUUGUAUUAAACAAUUUAUUGUUUACUUACAUUUUGUUCACAAUUAUUGAUUUGUUAUUAUAAAAACCUUUAAAAACUAAUAUCGGACUAUGGUAUAACACAGAACAUUAAAUUAUAAGCCGAAAGUUUUCAAACAAUAAAUAAGCACCUUUCAACUAAAUAAUCCUACAGUUAGGUCAUAGAUCAAAAAGUUUUUCCCGUAACCGGGAAUUUCCAAAAAGGGAUAAUUAUAGGACCGAAAAACUUUUCUCCAUAAAUCGAACCCUCUGAUUCAACACUGAGUCAAUAGUGCUCGAAAAAUCCCCUCAAAUGGCACGCUUCGGCGAGUACAUUCUAAGUGAACGGUUAACCUUCUGGAUCUGGAAAAUCCUCGGCAUCUGGGCGACCCAGGAUGAAAGUCGGCUGUACCGUGCGUUCCGAUGGAUCUACCACUUUACGUUCACAAUCGUGUACCUGUUUUGCAUCUUUAUAAGUUCGUUCUUCAAGGAAACCAUGGCCGAGCUGUGGUCGGAUGUGAUGUUUAUCCUGCUGACGGAAUUGGCCAUGUUCACCAAGACGGUCAUCACGGUGCGAAAGUUCGAGACAGUGUACCGAUUGCACCGGGAGACCAUCUCCGACGUGUUUAAGCCGAAAAGUGAGUGGGAGUCGCGAGUGCAUGGUGCAUUUUUCAGUCGGUUUAGUACCGCCAUGCUGGGGUACUAUUUGUGUAGUUUCCUAACUCUGUGGGCACAUUUGGGCUUUUUGUUCGAGUACAAAUUUCCCUUCUUCAGCUGGUUCUUCUGGCUGCCGCUGGGACGGGAGAAUCUUACAAAUUAUUACAUUAUUUUUGCGUACCAAAUGUUUGGAAUGUUGGGCCAUUUGUCGCUGAACGUGUCCGGAGACAUCCAACAUGCUUAUUUGCUUGCGACGGCCGGGAUUCAGUUGGAUUUUCUGUACGAAAGGCUCACCAAGCUGCCGAUUCCAACUUUGAAAUCGUCGAUUGAAAAGGAUUAUUACCGGGAAACGCUGAUACAACACAUUGAGCAUUACGAGCGGAUUUACAGAUUCGUGAAGGAAAUUGAGGAUACCUUUUCAAUGGCCAUUUUUGUUCAAAUUUGUGCCAGCGGUGUAACGGUGUGUGCUACCAUACUUCGUCUGUCAACGGUCAACCUAGCGACAGACCUCGGCACCGACGGCGCCCCGAUGGUGUUCUAUCUGGUGGCGAUGCUGACGCAAAUAUUCCUGCCGUGCUACUUUGGCAACGAGGUCACGCUGAAAAGCGUCAAGCUUACGAACGCUCUCUACACCGCGGACUGGCACCGUCUUGCCGGGGUGUCGGACCGGAAAGAAAUGGCCGCACUGAUGCUGCGCACGAACAAACCCAUCGCGCUCAAGGCGGGCCACUUUUUCAACUACAACCUGGAGGCGUUCACUUCGACCCUCAAUUCUGCGUACUCAAUUUAUGCCGUUGUAUCGAAGAAGAAUCGGGAGCUAGCCUAAACCCAAAAAGGACGUUCUUUCAUUCUACCGCAGAGGACAACUUAUCACGUUUGUUUCUUUUCUGAUAUAUAUUUUCCUCUUUCCUGGAACUCGCUCACUUUGCACGCUCCUCGUGUUAUUAUCAUAAUCUGAUUCGUUUCAAAAUCUGUCUCGUUUUCACUUUUUGUUACAUAAUAUCUAUAUUAGUUUAGAUUACCUUAUGAUUUUUUUGUUCUUUUCAAUCUUUUCCUUUGUUAAGUAUAAAUUAUUAAAUUAUAACUUACUAAAUCUUAGAGAAAGCGAUUCGUGUCGCGUUUCCCCCCUUUAGGGUGUGUGUCCUCACGAAAAGCAGCAUAAUCUGUUAGAAUCACACGCAUCCAUUGUACGGAAUCAAACAAUUUCGAAGGAGUUAAAUUCAAAAGGACAUUGUAGCGGCCAUGCAGAUCAACGGGAUCACACGUCUUGGUGGGGCAUAACAACAAAACAGAGAA
Molecule: messenger RNA, 2189 nt
Organism: Culex pipiens pallens (northern house mosquito)
Lineage: Eukaryota; Metazoa; Arthropoda; Insecta; Diptera; Culicidae
Product: putative odorant receptor 71a
Exons: 4
Coding region: 550-1719 (389 amino acids)
Biological process (GO): detection of chemical stimulus involved in sensory perception of smell; sensory perception of smell
Cellular component (GO): plasma membrane
Molecular function (GO): olfactory receptor activity; odorant binding
Source: RefSeq, a predicted model, not a curated record